AUGCCAGUCACUCGAUCGGCUGCAUGUGCUGCAGAACAAAGUGAGAACUCGAAUAUUGCCAAGCUUACUUCCAAGAAGACAAAAGUUACAAAGUCAGGCACAUCGACCACUCAAGGGACAUCUAGCAACAAAACGACAGCCAAGCGCAAGAAAUCCAGUUCAGAUUCUGAAUAUAAGGAAGGACCUCUGGAACGUAGCCUUCUUGAAUGGGUAUUCCUUAAAGACUUGCCCAUUUGGGCUAUCCCCAACAGCAAUGAAGUUUUCUUUCUCUUGCAAGAGGUACAAAAACUGAAAGGAUAUACAAAGUGGGAUGAUGAAAUAUACAGGAAAAGGUUUCUUUCCUGGGAGCUAUUCCCAGAAUUAGAGAAAGCCCUUACGUCUCGCUUUUGCAGCAAGGAAAACAUUCAGCCGACCAACGAAAACUACGCACCGAUUAUCACUGGCGAACAUCCAAUCAACCCCAAGCGAAGACUCUAUGAGAUCCUCAUAAUCUAUUUCCCAGUGGACCUAGAUGAAGACUCUAUCUGGGGUAUAGAACAUUCUCAAGAACUACCAUACUUUUACAGCACUGAUGAAGAGUGGGACGAUAAGCCGUUUCCCCUAAUCGGGUAUAGAGGAGGCCGCUCUAAAUGGAUGGACGGAGAAUGCAAGUACCACGGAGAGCCUGCUAGGCGUUUGGUUUAUUUCCUCGAAUUUAUUGACGAGAAGGCGGAACAAGACUAUAAAGAGAAGGUGAAGUGGUGGGGCACGCCUGUUAUUCGUGAUGUCAAGCCAAAUUCCGAUGUCAUGGUGAACUUCUUCCACGAGUUGGAAAAUCUCGGGAUGAUCGGGUAUGAUUCGUUGCAUGUUCGAUUCGUGGAAGUUUUGCACUAUGUAUGGGAGCACUAUGUACCGCCACCCCCCAAAAGCUACACUAUGGAAGAAAAGGAGGAACAAAGGAAGUGGUUUGAACAUUUAAGAGAACUAGAAGCAGACCCAGAUUUAGAUUUAAUAGGGGAAACCCAAUAUUAG
Molecule: messenger RNA, 1011 nt
Organism: Penicillium waksmanii
Lineage: Eukaryota; Fungi; Ascomycota; Eurotiomycetes; Eurotiales; Aspergillaceae
Exons: 2
Coding region: 1-1011 (336 amino acids)
Source: RefSeq, a predicted model, not a curated record